Messenger RNA from Drosophila grimshawi, 3637 nucleotides. RefSeq names its product WASH complex subunit homolog 5 (gene Strump). The record is from RefSeq and is a predicted model, not a curated record. The transcript has 7 exons. Bases 17 to 3577 code for a protein of 1186 amino acids. Lineage: Eukaryota; Metazoa; Arthropoda; Insecta; Diptera; Drosophilidae. Gene Ontology annotation, cellular component: endosome; WASH complex. Gene Ontology annotation, biological process: endosome fission; endosome organization; actin filament polymerization.
UUUUGUUUUUGCAAAAAUGAGUGAAUUUCUGUCGGAAAAUAAUGCGUGCGGACAAAAUCUACUCAACAUUGUGUCUGUGGGCAAUUCCAUAAUUGCCGAAAUACUCCGCUUAAAAGAAUACGUGCCCAGCAUUUACCGGUUGGAAACGACAGCUGAUAGGCAAAAAUAUGCCGAAAUUAUAUUGGAUUUUAGCUACUUUAAAGUGGCCGAGGCGCAUGAAAAAAAGAUCGAAGACAGCCCAGACCUAAGCGAUUUGGAUUUGGAAACGCGAACAAAUCAUCUGCAGCUGAUUACACGCUUCUAUUUGGCUUUUCAGAGCGUUCAUCAUUAUGCCAGCGAUUUGAAACAGUAUAUAGAGGAACUGAACACUGGCUACUACAUCCAGCAAACGCUGGAGACGGUGUUGCAGGAUGAGGAGGGCAAGCAGUUGCUAUGCGAAUCGCUCUAUUUAUAUGGCGUUAUUUUACUCGUCCUGGACUUUCAUAUACCCGGCGAUGUACGGGAGCGUCUGCUCAUUGCCUAUUAUCGUUAUAGUGGCGGCGAUGUGACGCCCAGCGGUGAUGAGAGCAACAUACACGAUGUUUGUCUGCUGCUGCGCUCCACUGGGUUUGUGCAGCUGGCGGCGCGGAAUCAACCGCUGAACAAAACUACGGCUGUGCCUGUGCCCAAAUACCCGGAAGCAUACUUUGCGCGAUAUCAGUUUGAUCAGAACUUCAUUGAUUUGGUUGUAGCGCGUCUGCGCUGCGAUGAUAUCUACAACCAGUUGGCCAUCUAUCCGCAUCCCUCGCAUCGGAGUACAGCGCUCUCCACGCAGGCCGUAAUGCUCUAUGUUUGCCUAUACUUUGCGCCCCAGUUGCUGCACUCGCAAGGCGCCCAGAUGCGCGAGAUUGUGGACAAGUUCUACUGUGACAAUUGGACGCUGUCCAUUUACAUGGGCAUCACUGUCAAUCUGAUCGAUGCCUGGGGCUGCUUCAAGGCAGCCAGCGCUGCCAUCUGCAAUAUUGUGACUCCUGUAGCAAUUAAGACGCUCUGCCAGCAGCAGCGCGAACAGAUGCAGAAAACGCUACAGAAAACGCAGGAGAUUGUGCGUGAGGGUGUCCUCGAUGACGGCUUCGUGCUGGAGCAUGCCAAUAAUAUAAUCGUGCUGAUGCGACAGGCGAAUGUGUUGCUCCGUUGGCAUUGCCUGCACACCAGUCCAGCCGUACUGGUUAUGUCCGGACAGGCGGUAACAUCGGCACAAGUGCAUCAAAUGGUGCUGCAGGAGCUCAAGUUCGAGCAGAACACACUCUACCAACUGCUGCUCAAUUGUGGCCAACUGGAGCUGACUGUUAGGGAAUUGCUUGCUGAGCUGCAAAAGGAUCGUGAGCAGCGCUGGACACAAAGUCGCGAGGAGGCCAUGCAAUAUUUGCGGGAGCUCAGCGAAGCCUUUGCUGGCACACGUCCGCUGACGAAGAUCGAAGCGAAUUUGCAGCUGCAGCAAUGGUUUGGUCAGGUGGCGCAGCGUCUGCACAAACUGGAGCUGGCCAAGCCCCAAAAGUCGGGCAGACUCAUCAUACAAGUGAUGCAGGCACUGGACGAAGUCCAAGAGUAUCACAAUCUACAUGCCAAUAUGCUGGUCAAGCAGCAGCUGCAGGAGACCCGAGAUCUACUGAAUCGCAUGGCUCAGUUAAUCAACCUAAAAGAGGACAUUGAAAUCCACAUUCAGAUGAUUACUGAUUUUAGCUAUGCUUGGCAGCUGCUCCAGCGAGAUUUCACAGCUAUCAUGCAGGAUCAUAUUAAGAGGCAGCCAAAUGCUGUUAUUGGCAUACGAGCGGUGUUCCUGAAGCUGGCCAGCACUCUGGAGGUGCCGCUGAUGCGUAUCAAUCAGGCAAAAAGCGAGGAUCUGGUGUCUGUGUCCAACUACUACAGCACGGAGCUGGCGAACUUUCUGCGGCGUGUGCUGCAAAUUGUGCCGGAGACAAUGUUCAACAUACUGGCCCGUAUUAUACAGCUGUUGACCAAUGUUAUCAAGGAGUUCCCCACACGGCUCGAUAAGGAUAAGCUGCGCGAGUAUGCACAGUUCGAGGAGCGCGCCAAGGUGGCGCAAUUGACCAAUUCCAUAGCGGUCUUCACUAAAGGCAUUCUCAUGAUGAAGAAGACGCUGGUCGGCGUCAUCGAAUUGGAUCCGAAACAGUUGCUCGAGGAUGGCAUUCGCAAGGAGCUGGUCAAUCACUUGGCCAAUGCGUACAAUUUGGGUCUGAUCUUUACGCCGGAGAAGGGCAAAAGCUGUGUGCAGCUGCUGCAGGAGAAACUUCAAGCGCUGGCCAAAACCAUCGAAGGUUAUCGUCGAUCCUUCGAAUAUAUCGAGGACUAUUUGCGGGUGCAGGGACUACGCAUUCUGCUGGAAGAAUCGCAGCGCAUCAUCAACUAUAAUGUGGAGAAGGAAUGCAAUUGCUUUUUGCGCAACAAAGUCCAGGAGUGGCAAUCCCGCUUCCAAUCCCCAACCAUACCCAUACCCAACUUUCAACCGCUGCACGGUGAUCCCAGCAAAUCGAACAAUUUCAUUGGACGCCUUGCACACGAAAUCCUACGUUGCACGGAGUCACGACAAACGAUCUAUUUGGAUCUGAAGUGCACCUGGUACGAGAAACGUGCUCCACACCAGGAACUGCUCGCCGGCUCUGGUUUCUUCAGUGUGUUGCGCGAGGCAAUGGCGCCGGCUGGUAUGGUGGGACUGGAACGCAUCUAUGCCCACAUGAUGGCCGAUGAGCUCAAGCGAACGCUGGACAAGCUGCAAAAGAAUCUAACUUCGGAUCGCAUGUGGUGCGAUGCACUGAGCAGCAUGACCAAAGAACUGGAGUCACGUGACUUUCCCGGCGAAGUGGCCAAGCAGCCGCUCAAGUAUUAUUCGAACUACACGCAGCGCUGGCUGAAAGUGUGGCCCACUCUGCUGGAUUGGAUGCUCGCGCUGGGUCAAAAGCAGUUGCUGCGCCAGCAAAUCGCCAGCGAGCUAAGUUUUAGCAGCAAAUGCGAUGCCAAGCUGCUGGAGAACACGACGGAAACAUUGAAUCGCGCUCUACUGCUGGAACUCUCGAGCAGCACGAAAUUGUGUGAUGAGCAGGGCGUGAGCAUGUUGACGGAACUGCAGGAGAUACUCCAGUAUACCGGCAACUAUGAGCCACUAGAGCAGAUCUUUGUCAUCACCAAAAACACGCACAGCAUGUCCCUCUUUCUGUUCCUCUUCACCAUUGCGCAUGUGGGUCGCCUGCAACAUUCCACAAACACCGAUUGUCUGCUGCCCAAGUCCGCCAAAGAUGUCAUCGAUUGUGUGCCGCUGAUUAUGGGUCUGCUCAGUGUGCUGCAGCAGUUCCACAAGAAUGUCAAAAUGCUCUACAUCUCCUACAUGUGCCAGUAUGUGGUGACAGUGGCCGAGGCGCAACUACUGGACAAGGAGAUGCUGGGUGCGGAGGUGGUAACGACGCUACACUUUCUGCAGACCUUCAUACGCUUGGCCCGUUUGCCGCUCAGUGUUCUGGAGCAGCGCAUACCUAAUAUCAUACUAAGCGAAUUUGAUUAUCUUGCCACGCCUGUCAAGUAAUUAAUUAAUAAAUAUAAUCUAUUAAAUAAUUGAUUUAAAAUCAAAAAUAACAAGCAAAAA